Molecule: messenger RNA, 1075 nt
Organism: Nylanderia fulva
Lineage: Eukaryota; Metazoa; Arthropoda; Insecta; Hymenoptera; Formicidae
Product: dimethyladenosine transferase
Biological process (GO): rRNA methylation
Cellular component (GO): nucleolus
Molecular function (GO): rRNA (adenine-N6,N6-)-dimethyltransferase activity
Source: RefSeq, a predicted model, not a curated record
AUAACAAAUUUAGGUUAUGUUUCACGUGGUGAUCACAACAUUAGCGAGCUUUGUGCCACGUGAUUGACUUUAAAGAAUUAUUUUUAUAUAUAACAAUAUUUAAUUUUACUUAAUAAUCAUUGACAAUGUCGAAAAUACGCAAAUCCGGCAUUCAGAAGGAAGUGGCGAGACAAGGCAUUUUAUUUAAUAAGAGUAAAGGUCAGCACAUUUUGAAAAAUCCUUUAGUUAUUCAAAGUAUGGUGGAAAAAGCUGCGCUUAGGCCAACUGAUGUUGUACUGGAAAUUGGUCCUGGCACGGGUAAUAUGACUGUAAAAAUGCUAGAAAAAGCAAAGAAAGUAAUAGCAUGUGAAAUCGACCCAAGAAUGGUGGCAGAAUUACAAAAACGUGUUCAAGGAACUGUUUAUCAAUCAAAGUUACAGAUAAUGAUUGGAGAUGUACUAAAAUCAGAUUUACCAUUCUUUGAUUUGUGUGUCGCUAAUAUCCCAUACCAGAUAUCAUCGCCGUUAAUAUUUAAAUUACUUUCUCAUAGACCAGUUUUCAGAUGCGCUGUGCUUAUGUUUCAAAGAGAAUUUGCAGAACGUUUGGUAGCUAAACCUGGUGACAAAUUGUACUGUCGCUUAAGCAUCAACACACAAUUGUUGGCUCGAGUGGAUAUGUUGAUGAAAGUUGGAAAGAAUAAUUUUAGACCUCCACCUAAAGUAGAAUCAAAUGUAGUGAGAAUUGAACCAAGAAAUCCACCACCACCAAUUAAUUUUCAAGAAUGGGACAGUUUAACGCGAAUUGCAUUUGUCAGAAAAAAUAAAACACUAUCUGCAGCUUUCAAACAAACCACAGUUGUUACUAUGUUAGAGAAAAAUUAUAAAAUUCAUUGUAGUUUGAAUAACAAGAAUAUCCCAGAUGAUUUUGAUAUCAAACAAUUGAUAAACCAUGUACUAAAGAAAAUAGAGGCUGAAAAUAAACGAGCUAGGACUAUGGAUAUAGAUGACUUCAUCAGGCUUUUACAUGCAUUCAAUGCAGAAGGUGUGCAUUUUACAUAAAUUAUAUAUUGUUAUAUAUUAUAUUUGUGUAUAUAAAG